This is a messenger RNA of Salvia miltiorrhiza (redroot sage), 2338 nucleotides long. Its product is annotated as ubiquitin-like-specific protease ESD4. NCBI's taxonomy places the organism in Eukaryota, Viridiplantae, Streptophyta, Magnoliopsida, Lamiales, Lamiaceae. Bases 323 to 1867 code for a protein of 514 amino acids. Gene Ontology annotation, molecular function: deSUMOylase activity. Gene Ontology annotation, biological process: protein desumoylation. Gene Ontology annotation, cellular component: nucleus. The record is from RefSeq and is a predicted model, not a curated record. The transcript has 9 exons.
AAUGACUAUAUAUUUUCUACAAAUAUUAGGAAAGACUUCAAUCUCAAAAGAAAUUAUCAGUCACGUUUAUAAUUCCAAUUCGCCUUUGGCAGCUAUUUCCAUAGCACAAUCCUUCGUCGAUUGCUUUCAAAUUCUCGAAAAAUAGUUGCUCGCCAACCAACUCUCCGUCGGAAACCCCAAUUCGCCUUGAUUUUCCGAUCAAUUUCAUCUCCUGCAUACCCUUUUGCCCAAAUUGAGAAACCCCACGCCAGUUUUACUGCAAAAUUCCGAACAUGUCGAAAAUUCAAUGGUUAGGGUUUUCGCCUGAGUAGUUGCUUGGAUAAUGGGGGCUCUAACCAGCAACAGGAAGCGAGGAGACGAUUACUUCAAAAACCUUACGUCUCCGACCCCGUUUGACCAAUCGUACGGCCACAUUUCGAAAAAACCGAAGCUUUCAGCUUCUAUGAGUCAAACUACGGCGGAGACUAAUCGUGCGGCGGCGUCGAAUUCGGUUGUUGCCAGAAUUGCUCAGUAUCCAGAUAGGAAAUUGGGGCUUCCGAGAGUAGUUCACGCCCCAGUUAGGCAUAGAUUGGGAAGUUUUUCUUCUGCUAAGAAUACUGUUUCUUCUGCUAGUUCUAGGGAAUCCCCACCUAAUACAAUGGGGAAAUAUAAUUUUUUUUCGCGGCAAUUAGAAAGACUUAAGGAUUCAGCAUUCAGAUCUUUGAGGUACGUUCCGUGGAAACAGAAGGAGAAGGAGAAGGAGGUGAUUGAGCUUGAUAGCAGCGACAGCGAGGAACAGGAUCGUGAUGCCAUCUCUAAUGAUUCUAGCAUAGAAGAAGUGGAGAUUGUGGAUUCCGUGGGGAGAAGGAGGAAGGGGGGAGAAGGAGCUGUGGAGAAAGAAGUGCGAUCUUUAGAUUCUUCGGUGGUUACAGAUGUUAGCAAUGCGGUUGCAAGGGUUCAUGAUAUGGAGAAGAAUGGACUAUCGUUAUCGGACCCGAUGGCUGAUGAUUCGGGGAGACCACCGUAUAAGAGCUUGUAUGAUAGUACAAAGAAAAGAGAUUUUAUUAUUGCCAACAUAAAUUUUGAUAUAGAUUUACAGGAAAAGCGGGUUCAAAGGCUGCAGUUAUUGCGGCCUCCAAAGAAAGAAGAGCCUAUUAAGAAGGAUGUGGCUGAGGAAUGCUUUGUGCCUCUUACUGAUGAGGAAAAGACUGAGGUUUCUCGUGCCUUGUCUAAUUCUCACAGGAGAAAAGUUUUGGCCGCCCAUGCGAAUUCUGGCAUUGAUGUUACUGGAGAAAAAUUACAGUGUUUGAGGCCUGGAGCAUGGCUUAAUGAUGAGGUCAUUAAUGUGUAUCUUGAAUUGUUGAAAGAAAGGGAAAAAAGGGUGCCAGAGAAGUUUCUCAAGUGCCAUUUCUUUAAUACCUUCUUCUACAAGAAGCUUAUUAGUAGUCGGGCUGGCUACAAUUUUCAAUCAGUUCGAAGAUGGACUACACAGAAAAAGCUCGGAUAUAGUCUUUUAGAGUGUGACAAAAUUUUUGUGCCUAUCCACAAAGAAAUCCAUUGGUGUCUGGCAGUUAUCAACAAAAAGGAUGAAAAAUUUCAGUAUCUUGAUUCACUCGGAGGUCGUGAUAAUCAAGUUCUGAAUGCACUGGCCAAGUAUUUUGUGGAUGAGGUGAAGGACAAGUGUGGAAAGGAUAUCAAUCUGAACUCAUGGGAGAAAGAAUUUGUCACAGAACUUCCGGAGCAGUUAAAUGGGUUUGAUUGUGGCAUGUUCAUGAUUAAGUAUGCUGACUUCUAUAGCAGGGAUAUUGGACUCUGCUUUAGCCAGGAUGAUAUGCCUUAUUUUAGGCAGAGGACAGCCAAGGAGAUUUUGAGAUUGAAAGCAGACUGAUUAACAGAGAGAUCUGAUUUUUUUUUGCCUAUACUAAUCAUCGGUUGAUGAAAAAUGUUAAGAGAUUGGAUGUCAUAUUAUAAGACGUGCUUUCAGUAUAAUACAAAGAUGGGUUUUGUAUCGCGGUGAUCCAUUGCAAGUUCAACUCUGCAGUUACUGGAGUUGCCAGCCUUGUUCCUCACUCUUGCUUGUAAGAUUCAGCAGAAGCACAGAAACUGUACAUGAAUACGAGUGCUGAGCAACACCGGCUGAUGGUCACCUGGUUGAUUAUGAAAAGAUAUGAUUCGACACGGUUUUUAUAUAUCCUGUGAUGUGUUCAUAGUAAUUUUGCAGUCUAGCUAUCAGAAUUUUUUUUCAAAUUUUUUUGGGGGUAAAGUCUCUAAAAUGUGUUUGUCAGGUGUUUUUGUUUACUCAAAAUGUGACUAUUUGAAACUGAUGCGGUUAAUAGAGAUUUUUGGUUUACUAUUUGCA